This is a messenger RNA of Aplosporella prunicola CBS 121167, 978 nucleotides long. RefSeq lists its product as uncharacterized. NCBI's taxonomy places the organism in Eukaryota, Fungi, Ascomycota, Dothideomycetes, Botryosphaeriales, Aplosporellaceae. The coding region runs from base 1 to 978 and encodes 325 amino acids. The transcript is spliced from 4 exons. The record is from RefSeq and is a predicted model, not a curated record.
AUGGCGGGCACGAUCAGUGUCGGCGUGAUAGGCGCAACUGGCAACACCGGCCAAUCUGUUGUUGAUGGUUUGCUUUCUUCCCAGACAAAUUUCACUAUCACAUCUUUCACUCGAACUUCUUCCAUUGAUAGUCCUACAAACCAGAAAUUCAAAGCCAAGGGUGUUCAGGUUAUUGGCUACGAUCUGAGCGAUCCUCGCGAAGCUCUAGUGAAUCAACUGAAGAGCAUCGAUGUCCUGAUCUCCUGUAUCACUUGGGAACAUCUAGAACAGCAGAUGUCAUGGAUUGAAGCCGCUAAGGAGGCUGGCGUCAAGCGAUUCGUGCCUUCAGAGUGGGUCAGUCCAGCACCACGGGGCGUCAUCAACAUCAAGGAUAAGAAACUCGACAUUCUCGGUGUCAUUCAACGGGCGCGCUUGCCGUAUACCAUCAUUGAUGUGGGCUGCUGGUAUCAAGUUUUUGUACCAAAAGUCCCUUCUGGAGGGUCAGAUGGCGAACAUUCAAUCUAUAUUGAUCACCGAAUCGUUGAAGACGGAAACCAAAAGUUUGCCCUAAUGGAUAGGGAUGAUAUUGGGAAGUACGUUUCUCAGAUUGUGGCGGACCCUCGGACGUUGAACAAGCGCGUGUUCGCGUAUACCGAAGUUCUGAGUAUGAACGAGAUCUGGGAGGUCAUGGCUCUUGCUAGCGGAGAAACACCCCCGAAAGACUACGUAUCCGGUGAAGAGAUCAAGGAGAUUAUAGAGACAUCUCAGAAGAAGCUCCAAGGAAGUUCCGAGAGUGCCCACCAUCCAAGCAACAUUAUGGAUACUGCUAGUUUCAACAUGGGGCAGUACCGCAUCUCCUGGUGCAUUCGGGGAGAUAAUACUCCAGAAUACGCGGAGUAUCUUGGGUACGAGGAUUUCGGGAACCUGUAUCCAGACUUUCCGCAAGGCAGGAGUCUCAAAGCAUUCUAUGAUCAAGUUCUGAAGGGACCUGUCAGAUAA